UGGGCUUGUAUAAGCCCAAUAGUGAGGAAGAUUAAUUAAUUCAUUCCGAAAGGAUAUUUACCGCCGCCGCCGACGACGCCGCGCCGGUAGUCGAGAAAUGAUAGCUUGUAGGUCUCUGUUGAGACUGAACCUUCUAAUUCGUGAAACUGCAAACACUUCUGCCAAAUCGAAGCCCUUCCUGAAUUUCCAGAAGCCUAAGUUUUGGCAUGGUUUUAGCUGCGAGUUGAAUAUGGAUGCUAGAAGUGGUAGGGGAAAUGUGAAUGAUCGGAAAUAUCGACAAAAUGUCAAGCAAACAUGGAGAGCUGUGUCUACUCAGCCUGAUCGCUCUGAGGAUGAUGGUGAGAAGGUGAUGGCACAAAAUCGAGGGGAGGAAGUGUGUCAUAUUACUUCUUCGACUGUCUCAAUAGCUGAAGGUGGAAAGAGUGAUAAAUCACUGGAUGAAAACUCAACAUCUGCUAAGAAACAUUCACUAUCUAUGGAUAUAGGAGCAUCCUUAAUGCGGUUCAUCAAAGGGAAGGGGGGAGACACUCAGAAGAAAAUUGAGGUCGAGACUGGAGUUAAAAUUAUAUUUCCAUCAUCUAGAAAAGAAGAUUCAAUACUCCUUGAAGGCAACUCCGCUGAAAGUAUUACUCAAGCAUCUGAGAUGAUACAAGCUAUUAUUGACAAGGCUGUUAAUAGUCGAGAACUUGACUAUUCUCACUUUGUCUCACUUCCUUUGGCUAUUUAUCCUGGACUACUUGACAAACUUGUCAAUUUUCAAGAAACUAUACUUGGAAAAACAGCUGAUGAUAAAGAUAAAAUUACGGACGACGAAAAUCAAUCUACAGGUCCAAAGGUUUCUGCUGAAUUGGAAGCAAAGAGAAACGACACCCAACACCCAACUGAAACACCUUUAGUUGCUGAAGUCAAAGCUGUUGGUGCUGAUACACAUGUCAGAGCAAAUAUAACGAACAUUCCUCUUGUCAGUUACCCUGUCAAAGAAUCAAAGGCUACCAGUUCUUCUAAAAUGAUAGACUCAGGGAUUGAGAAGUCCAUUUUUAUUAAACCAACAACCUUUCACCUAACUGUUCUCAUGCUGAAGUUAUGGAAUAAGGAGCGGGUUAAAUCAGCUACAGAGGUUUUGCAGAGCGUCUCAUCAAAAGUAAUGGAUGCUUUAGAGAACCGGCCACUUUCGAUUAGACUUAAGGGACUGGACUGCAUGAGAGGCUCUAAGGCCAAGGCGUUUGUUCUUUAUGCACCUGUAGAAGAAAUUGGUGGCGAGGGACGACUUUUGCGUGCUUGCAAAGUCAUCACCGAUGCAUUUGUUGAUGCUGGCUUGGUCGUUGGGAAUGAUGCCGGACAGCUGAAGUUGCAUGCCACCCUUAUGAAUGCGCGUCACAGGAAAAGGAAGACGAGAAGUGCAAGGGUGGACCCGUUUGAUGCAAGAGGCAUUUUUGAUCUGUAUGGUAACGAGGAAUGGGGCGAGUAUUGUAUAAGCGAAGCUCAUCUUUCUCAAAGGUUUGCAUUCGAUGAGAAUGGCUACUACCAUUGCUGUGCUUCAAUUCCUUUCCCAGAAAACGUGCAAAAAGAUUGAUCUAUUCACCUUUGAGAUUUUACCAUUACCAAGAAAAUUGACCAUAGUUUGUAAUGCAACUUUAUCUGCUUGAAUUUCCAGUAAUUCACCUCUUGAAUA
Salvia hispanica is the source of this 1672-nucleotide messenger RNA. RefSeq lists its product as uncharacterized. Gene Ontology annotation, molecular function: RNA binding. NCBI's taxonomy places the organism in Eukaryota, Viridiplantae, Streptophyta, Magnoliopsida, Lamiales, Lamiaceae. The record is from RefSeq and is a predicted model, not a curated record. Gene Ontology annotation, biological process: regulation of DNA-templated transcription; DNA alkylation repair. Gene Ontology annotation, cellular component: nucleus.